AUUGAACGAUUCGUUGAAGAACCGAACAUUACUAUUAGGAACGACACAAUCAUCGGCUAACCGUUAGCUCCACUAAUGCUUCAUAAAAUAAUAAGCGUUACGCGUCGAUUUCCCUGUGUGGCAUAUAAAGAGACAUUUCAUCUGCGGUUACACCUCUGAUUACAUUAAUUUUUUCUUAAGAAACAGAUGUUUACCCCUCACCAAACGGGGCGUCCAGCUUCGCCUCACCCGGUUUUACAAAGUGUUUACGGACGCUGCGCUGUUUGUAAAGUACACCUAAACUCUUCUGCAGACCCCAGACUUCUGCCUUGCCUGCAUAUAGUUUGCAAUUCGUGCCUUACGAAGAUCUGCACAGAUGGAGCCACACGAGAUUGUCCAUUAUGUGCACAGUCCUUUUGCUUGUCUGAGGUCACAGAAUGUGCCAUUUUUGAAGACACGUCCAACAAUAACAAGAUUCCCAAGUGUGCCGGGUGUGAAGAGAGUGAGGUUAGUGGAUGGUGUGUCCAGUGUGAGGAGGCGCUGUGUUUGGACUGUACUUCUGCUCAUCAUAGGGUAAAAGUGACCCGUGACCAUGAAGUCACACCCAAAAAACCACCCACAGGUUGGAUACAGAGAAGACCCUGUCCCUCACACACUCAGGAGAGCUUGAGGUUCUUCUGUCUUGUUUGUGAAGAGCUCACCUGUAAGGACUGUCAGCUGAUCACUCAUAGGGGCCACAGUUUUGUGCAGCAGGAGGAAGCUGUGGGAUCUCAGAGACAGCAGCUGCAGAGUUUGUUGGACUCCAUCAAACAUCAGAAAGAUACAGUCAUCAGCAGCCUGCUGCUCCUAGAGGCAAGAUUGAAGGAAAUUGAACGAAUUAAAGUAGCAGCAAAGAAGAUGUUGACACAGGUAGUCCACUCCAUUUAUCAGACUCUGGUUCUGAAAGCGACACAGAUGUUGAAGCUGAUAGAGGCUGUAUUUGCGGAGGAGGUGGGGUGUUUGUUGGAGAAGAAGACAUCUCUGAACAGGUUGGAAGGCUGUCAGGAGUAUAUAGCAGCUUUUAUUGACAAGAUCCUAUGCACAGAGGGCCACUGCCUCCUGGUCCACGCAAAAAGGAUUGAGACCCAGGGGAAAAAGCUUCUGUCCCAGAAGGCAAACGCCCCCGAGACCAUGAUUGAACUGCACCUUCAGAUUCAGAAUGAGCUCUGUCAGCACAUUAUGAAAUUUGGAUUUUUGAGGAUUAGAAAGGUUCAUGUCCCAUUUACCACUCAGAGAACUGAUUCCACUCAGUUAGACUCUGUGUCUGGGAAAAGCUCAAAUCCUAAUUCUCCUAUAACUGCUGAUUUUCAUCCUGCACCCAGAUCCUCAAGUGUAGAUGCACAGGUUCCUGGUGAAUGGAUUUUCAACAGCUCUGCACUGCGUCCCUGUGCCUCCUCUAGGACUGUGCAAAUGAACCAGUCCCUUCAUAGAGUGCUUGAUCCAUCUCAACCCAGCCAGCCAUCUCAUUCUAACCAGGCCCACUCUGCAUGUAACAGUGUUGCCUCAUCCCAACCGAAUCAAUCUAAACGUUCCUCUUCAGACCUUCAUAGUUCAUCUUCCUCACCAUCUGUCCAAGUCCAGUCUCAUGAAGUCAUGCCUCAGCAAUCCAAACAUGCUUACAGUCCCUCACUGAACCCAUAUUUUCCUCAGUCUGCUUCUAAACCUCACAUUCAUUAUUCUCCGUCUGUUUAUUCUCAGCCUCUUCUUCCACUCAUGAGCUGCACAGCAUCUCAAAUAAACAAUAACUCUGAGUCAGCCAAACGUGGGAAGGCUGAUUGCCCCACCAUGCAGGUCUCUCAAACACACUUACUCAUCCGCCCAUUACCAGUCAACAAUCAAACACCUGUAACAACUCAUCCAAUACCAGUCAACAAUCAAACACCUGUAACAACUCAUCCAAUACCAGUCAACAACCAAACACUCACACCAACUCAUCCAAUACAAACCAACAACCAAAUACCUGUACCAACUCAUACAGCACCCAUCAACAACCAAACACCCAUACAAAUUCACCCUAUGCCAUCCAGCAACCAAACACCUAUACUAACUCAUCAAACAUCAGCCAACAACCAAACACUCAUGCCAACUCAUCCAAUGCUAGCAAACAGCCAAACACCCCUACAAACUCAUCAAACAGCAGUCAACAACCAAAAACAACCAAUUUCAGUCAACAACCAAACACCCAUACUAACUCAUCCAGUACCACCCAACAACCAAAUGCCUGUAUUAAUUCAACCAAUGCCAGCCAACAACCAAUCAACCAUACUAACCCAUUCUUUACCAAUUUGCAACCAAGCACUCAUACUGACCCAUCCAAUACAAACCAAUUUCAUGGGGCCUGGACAUUCUUUUUCUAUGCAACCCAAUAUUCCCUUAACUGUCCUUUCAACCAUAAACACACUUUCUUUAAAUGACGCUACUGCAGCCAAUGGCCCUUGUGCACCAAAUCCCUCCAGUACAAUUUCUAAUACCAUCCCAAGCACAGCUAGUGGUUCUUUACUUCCUGUAAACCCAAUGUCUUCUGCUACCAUUAGUGGCAACGACACCCACCAGAGUAAGAGCAGCACCUACAAUAGUAUUAACGUCCCAGUCAAGGCCUUGGCUGAUUCUGCCUGUGAUCAGGAUGCAGACGUGAGCAGCACGAAUUUCACUGAUACGGAUCAUCUGGAGAGCAACUUGCACACCUCCCUUGUGUCAGAGACCGCUCCAAAAGAUCCUUCACCAGAUCCUGCCCACUCCUCUGGCCCAUCCAACAUUCACCAGGAUUAUCUCUCCACCAUCACAGAAAAAUGCUCAAGGCAAACUCUAGACAAUCAGCCAUCGACCAAGGACUACUCUAGACCAAAACACUGGAGCGUUGGAAUGCCGACAACUUUCCGUCAGCUUGUAGAGACAACAAGCAUACCUGUCACGUCCAAAGACAAUCUGAACACCACACCUCCGGCGGAUUCAACUCCUUGUAGCACAUCAGAAGACCUUGACGGGGAGAGGACAACUCAUGACGAGACUGUCAGAAGUGCUUUUGACUACAGGGAGGUGAAAAAAGAAGACAAUGAAUCUUCAGUAACGCUGGAACACUUCAGGAGACAAAUCAAACAACUCAAGAGGUCUUUACGUGUUUCUCUUGAGUGUCUGCCCAUCUCUCUGCCUCCAAGUGGACAGCCACUCCCAGAGUUCCACCUCACUACAGACGCCUCCACAGGUCACAUCUUUGUGCAGGAAUCCCAGGGCGGACAGGUUUACCAGGUGUGGAGAUGGCAUAAAGAUCCAUUACCAUCUAGAUCCUCUUCUUGCUCUGUAUCCCAAGACAGCGACAGCUCCUCGGCAUCUGAUGUAGAGUUCUGUGCCGUGUGUCUGUCUGCAGGAGCUCCACUUCUGUGUGCAAAAUGUGGCUAUGCUUUUCACUAUGACUGUCACAUCCCACCAAUUCUCAAAAAACCUUGUAAGGACUGGGUGUGUUUGCUAUGCCAGGAUGUAAAUGAGACCGUUGUGUAUGGCAGUGAGGAGAUGAGGACGCCUAAUCUGAGUCUGGAAGAUCAAAGAAAGUGUGAGAAGCUUCUCUUUGGUCUCCUGUGUGAAGAGAACAAGAGCCUGCUCUUCAGCGCCACCAAGAAUCACUCAAAAACAGCCGAAUUUGAUAUAAUACUCGGCCGACUCCUGGGGAAACGUAAGCCACCUUAUCGGACAGUUGCUGAGCUGGUGUCAGAUGUUUGGACUCUUUUUGACAUCUUGAUGAUGAACUCUGAGAGGAAAAACAUGGUUGUCAAACUUAAACAAUCUUUCCAGCAACAGCUGAAUGAAUCUUUUGGGAAGAGUCUCCAUGCUUCUCUCCUAAAUCACUCAAGCAGCAAAGAUCCAAGCAGAACACCAGAGACAGAGACUGAACAGGAGAAGCACAGAAACACUUUGAAACGCAUGAGAGAGUUUUUCACUGCGAACUGUGGCACAGCUGCAAAGAAAUCCUGCACUGAUAAAGGGAAGGAAAAGGAUGGCUGUGAAGAUAAUUACAGCUGCUGAAUAUUAAAGCCUUAGUCAUGACUUUUGAAAAUUCUUCUGUAUUCUCUUGUGAAGUGGGAACCAGACCAAUUUCUGUUUAUUAUUGUAGUUUGCUUAUUUAGAUUUAACUUUAAGUAAGAUGUGUAUUAAACAGAUUAUUUUUAUCCAAGACCA
Messenger RNA from Carassius gibelio (silver crucian carp), 4188 nucleotides. Its product is annotated as E3 ubiquitin-protein ligase TRIM33. Gene Ontology annotation, molecular function: zinc ion binding; ubiquitin-protein transferase activity. NCBI's taxonomy places the organism in Eukaryota, Metazoa, Chordata, Actinopteri, Cypriniformes, Cyprinidae. Bases 187 to 4035 code for a protein of 1282 amino acids. Gene Ontology annotation, cellular component: nucleoplasm; chromatin. Gene Ontology annotation, biological process: positive regulation of DNA-templated transcription. The record is from RefSeq and is a predicted model, not a curated record. The transcript has 17 exons.